AGGAAUUUUUUAUACUAUUCUUGGCAUUUUUCUGUAAAUUCGAAAUGAUUAAAAACCAAAUUAAAAAACAAAACAAAACAAACCACCCUCCAAUCCUAUCGCCAUAGGUGCUACGGAUGAGAUCUUCGAUAAGCCAUAAAAUCUAUCAGAAAGUAGCUAUUAAUACUAUCACGGGAUCAUUCUUAAGUGGUAGAGAAACUUACUAAACACAGGAAGAGCUUUGUGCAAAUGCAGAGCGGGAGGAGAGCCUGGGAUCCCUCCCUUCUGGACCCCCAGGGUCCCCAAGCCCCCAAAUGAAAGCGUAGGGGGUUGAGGAGAGACGUCGCAGGAGUACCGGGUGGAGGCCAGAGGCGAUUAAAGGCGUCAAAUUGGGGACUCUCCACACCUGAGCGGGCGCCAACUAACCAGAUCGAGCCCGUAGAAGUGAGGAAGUGGUGCGAGGCCUUCAGCCCCGGACUCUCCCACCCCCUUCCGGGCGACCUCUCCUCUACCUGAAGGUGGACCUGAAACUCCAGCACCUCGACCUCUGGGCCAGCCUCCAUGGCCAGGUUCCGGGCUUGCUGGACUGGGACAUGGGCAACGAGUCGUUCCUGGCCUUCACCACGGCGCACCUGCCCCUGGCCGAGCAGAACCUUGCCAGGUAUAGACUUCGAAUAGUUGAACCACCAAGAGUACCUGUGGGAAAAACGCCCAACUCUGAUAAAGAUGGCCCAGCUCUUGAGCCCAACCUGUGGAUGUGGGUAAACCCCAGCAUCGUGUAUCCCCCCGGAAAGCUGGAGGUCCCAGAACCUCAUAAGGGAGAGGAUCUCCCAGGCACACUCCCCUCCCCUCAGCCAGCCCCCAAAGAGGAAGACUUUGCCAGCUGCUCAGAGGCCACGGCGGUGGAGUCACUGCCACCAUCCUCGCCCUCCAGCGAGCAGUCUCCCCCUCAGAAGCGGUUUGCCUCUUCCCCCAGCACCUGGGAGCUCACAGAAGAGGAGGAGGCUGAGGACCAGGAUGACAGCUCCUCUGUGGCUCUCCCGUCCCCUCACAAAAGGGCCCCCCUCCAAAGUCGGAGGUUUCGGCAAGCCAGCAGCCAAGAGGGGAGGCUCUGGUCCCGGCCCCCUCUCAAUUACUUCCACCUCAUUGCACUGGCAUUAAGAAACAGUGCCCCCUGUGGCCUCAACGUGCAACAGAUCUACAGUUUCACUCGACAGCAUUUCCCCUUUUUCCGGACGGCCCCGGAAGGCUGGAAGAAUACCGUCCGUCACAAUCUCUGUUUCCGAGACAGCUUUGAGAAAGUGCCGGCCAGCGUGCAGGGUGGCGCGGGCACACGGCCCCGCUCCUGCCUCUGGAAGUUAACUGAGGAGGGACGCCGCCGCUUUGCAGAGGAGGCCCGCGCCUUGGCCUCCAGUCGGCUGGAGAGCAUCCAGCGGUGCAUGAGCCAGCCAGAUGUGAUGCCCUUCCUCUUUGACCUUUAAAUCCAAGAAGCAGGAGUCAGCCCAUCCCUUAUUAAAGUUACCUGCAGCAGC
Molecule: messenger RNA, 1511 nt
Organism: Panthera uncia (snow leopard)
Lineage: Eukaryota; Metazoa; Chordata; Mammalia; Carnivora; Felidae
Gene: FOXR1
Product: forkhead box R1
Exons: 6
Coding region: 573-1460 (295 amino acids)
Biological process (GO): regulation of DNA-templated transcription
Cellular component (GO): nucleus
Molecular function (GO): DNA-binding transcription factor activity; sequence-specific double-stranded DNA binding
Source: RefSeq, a predicted model, not a curated record